Parastagonospora nodorum SN15 is the source of this 1062-nucleotide messenger RNA. RefSeq lists its product as hypothetical. Bases 1 to 1062 code for a protein of 353 amino acids. NCBI's taxonomy places the organism in Eukaryota, Fungi, Ascomycota, Dothideomycetes, Pleosporales, Phaeosphaeriaceae. The transcript has a single exon. The record is from RefSeq and is a predicted model, not a curated record. Gene Ontology annotation, cellular component: Golgi membrane. Gene Ontology annotation, biological process: protein N-linked glycosylation. Gene Ontology annotation, molecular function: glycosyltransferase activity.
AUGUACACCGCCCCGAGAUUCCCGCCCAGAAAAUUCUAUGUCUGGUUUCCUCUUCUCUUCCUCAGCUUUCCUUUCACCCUCUGGUAUUAUCAGACUCUAAAUGCUAUCCCCAUACUGUACCAAAAGACACAUGCGCAUCCGCCCGCGCAAUUCACCACCUAUGGCCACUCGGACUGUCCGCUUGAGGUGUCCCCCCAGCUCAUCGAAGAAUCUACGAUAAAGCGCUCUAUAUGCCGGAAAUACUCACCAUUCGAGAUCAGACGCUGGCGCAUCGCAACCGUCACUGCGCAAUUCGGUCAACCCAAGGAGCACUACCAAAAAGCAUUUCGCACCCACCUUCUCCACGCCUUGAUUCAUAGUACGGAUGUCAAAGUUGUGUGCGAUCCGAUAGUCGAUGACCUAUGGAACAAACCCGCCUUCAUCCUGCAAAUCCUUAUGCAGGAGAUGCUCAAGCCAGAACACGAGCGUCUAGAGUGGAUAGAAUGGUUAGAUCGAGACACGCUUAUCCUCGACCAGUGCCGGCCGAUCACGAGCUUCCUGCCGCCCCCAGCACCGCGGCGCAAGCACCGCGAAAAUAACCAACAGCGGCCUCUGAAGCCGGAAACGCAUCUGCUCGUUACUAGAGACUGGAAUGGACUGAACAACGGCAUUUUCCUGGUCCGCGUGAAUGAAUGGGCGGUCAACCUAUUCGCUGCCAUACUAGCUUUCAGACACUACAAGCCUGACGUCGAUUUGCGUUUUGGCGAACAGUCUGCCAUGGACCAUGUUCUUGGGACUGAAGAGUUCAAAAAUAACACGCAGUAUGUACCGCAGCACUGGUUCAAUGGCUACGAGAGGGAAAGAGCGGACGUGUUUGAGGUACGAGAGAGUGUAGUCGGUAUGAAGGAGCAUGAGGUUAGGAGGGGAGAUUAUCUUGUACAUUUUGCGGGACGGCGGUAUAGAGAUAUGGUGAUGAACGAGUGGGCGGAUAUGGUGGGCAGAAUGGGCGAUAUUUGGAUGGAGAAGAGGGUGUUGAGAAAUGUUGAUGCGGAGAUUGAGAAGUUUUGGGCAGAAGUGCAAUGA